Hylaeus anthracinus is the source of this 1538-nucleotide messenger RNA. RefSeq names its product kinesin-like protein KIF16B. The coding region runs from base 333 to 1364 and encodes 343 amino acids. The transcript has 8 exons. The record is from RefSeq and is a predicted model, not a curated record. Gene Ontology annotation, cellular component: microtubule; kinesin complex. Lineage: Eukaryota; Metazoa; Arthropoda; Insecta; Hymenoptera; Colletidae. Gene Ontology annotation, biological process: microtubule-based movement. Gene Ontology annotation, molecular function: ATP hydrolysis activity; ATP binding; microtubule binding.
GGCAAAAUGUUACGAGUUUGGCCGUGUUCUCUGGGUGGGGUAAACCAUGAAGCGAAUGGUCUCGGGAGCGACUCGAGGGUAUUUUCAUCGCAACAGUAGAACACGUGCACUCGGGCACAGUGCACGCACACGGCGGCUCCUCUCUGGUAUCUCGGAUUCCGUGUGCAUCGUUUGCGUUUGGUGUUCAACGUGGCAAAAUGUAACGGGAACGAACAACAAAGGUUCGUUUCGGUAGAGGGUUUCGAUCGUUUCGCGUGGCGGAGCUAUCCGGGACGCGGCGUCCUGGCGGAGGAUGGGAGCCAGAUGAUUAUUGUCGUCCAUGGGAUGGCAAUAUGGCGAACAUCAAGGUGGCAGUGCGCGUGAGACCGAUCUCUGCCAGGGAGCUGAAACAAACAGGAUCCGCGGUGGUGGUUCGCACAGACCUGAACGGGAUCUCCCUGACGAACCUGAAGGUGUCCUCGAGCAAGGCUGGGGACAGUCGCGAGCGGACGCGAAGAUAUGGUUUCGAUUACUGUUUCGACUCCUCCGAUCCCGAAGCAGAAUAUUUUGCGGACCAGGCGAGGAUCUACGAGAUCCUCGGCCAGCCCGUCCUGGACGCUGUAUUCUCAGGAUACAACUCCUGUUUGGUGGCGUAUGGGCAAAGCGCUUCUGGAAAGACCUACACUAUGAUGGGGACGAAGGAGGAUCCAGGACUCACGCCUCGACUGUGCGAGGGGAUCUUCUCCAGGAUCGAGGGGAGUACCGAGAAGACCUACUGCGUUUCUGUCAGCUACCUGGAGAUAUACAACGAGAGGGUGAGGGACCUUCUGAAGCCGUCCUCGAGUACAAGCGGAUUGAGAGUUCGCGAGCAUCCUCGACUGGGCCCUUAUGUUCAAGGACUGACCCACCACGUGGUCCGCACCCUGGGUUCGUUGAUGUCCUACGUGGAAGAAGGGACGAAGGCCAGGAAGACAGCGUCGACCCUGCAGAACCCAAGCAGCAGUCGCAGCCACGCUCUGCUGACCAUCGCCGUCUCUCCAGAGUCGUCGGACCUCGCUGUCGGCAGCGGUCACUCCUCUUCGAGAAGAUCGCGAGGCGGUAGCAAGCUACGAUUAGUCGAUUUAGCGGGCAGCGAAAGUGCGGCCACGUGCAGCGGCGUUCAUCGACUGAAGGAGGGUGCGAAUAUAAACAAGAGUCUAGUGGCUCUAGGGAACGUAAUAUCAGCCCUUGCGGAGAGAGGCUCGGCCGGAAGUGGUCCAGGCAGGAGGUUCAUCCCUUAUAGAGAUUCUUCGCUUACUUGGCUGUUGAAGGACGCACUUGGCGGAAAUGCCACUACCAUUAUGCUCGCCAGCGAGCUAAGGCGCGGCCCGGUUAAAAUUCGAUAACCGUCGCGAAAAUGCAGUAACAGGGGGAAUCGCAAUAUCACCCGCCAGCGGAAGUUACAACGAGACCGCGCACACGUUGCGAUUCGCGCAAAGAGCGCAGAGCGUGGUCAAUCGACCAGUGGUCAACGAGGAUCCCGUGGCGAGGGUCAUCCGUGAGCUGAGGGCGGAAGUGGC